CCGGGGGCUGCACCUGCAGCCUCCCUGACUCAUGCACACAGGCUAGCUGCCCUCGGUACCUGCAGGUAGCUGUACAGCCCCCACCUGGGCUGCCCAGGACUGGCCCACCACUUUCUCUGGCUCCUGAAGCACCUUGACGGAAGAUGUCUGUGGCAAAUUGUAGCCAUAGGCCUGCUCUGCUCAGAGUCCUCCUGCUGAUCUUACUGAUAGCCCAGAACCUGCUCAGAAGUCAGGUGACCCCUGCACCUGUCCAGAUAUGCCACAGCUUCCACUGCUUCGGAGAGAUGUGCUACCAGGAGGCAAAGUUCUCCAACCAAAUGGCAGAGUGUAAACCUGGGGAGCACCACUGUGAGUUGAUUCAACUUAACGCUUCCCACCACAUGGCCCGGUGCAGCCACAGUUGUGAGGGGGGAAAUGAAACCGAUCCCAGCCCUUGUCUGCUGGCCAACGACUCGGCCCCCGGCCCAGGACCCUGCUCUCUGCAGUGCUGCAGUGGCCGACCACUCUGCCUGGUGCUCAGUGAGGUGGCCUCGGGUCUAGGCCACCUGACCAUCCCAGAGGUCAAGCUGGUUCCCGCUCCACCAGCCCUUAAGAGAAAUGAGAAAAGCUGUGCCUCGUUCUCCUGCCAAGGCAGUGACUGCUUCAAAGGGCAGAAAGCUGUGACCACGUGCCCUGAGGGCUUGGACUUCUGUGAGCUGAAACGGUCCAGAUCAGGUUACACUGCGGGUUGCAGCCAGGCCUGUGUGGCAGAGAUCCACAGGUGUUCUGAGGCUGUGGCUCAGGCCUGCUCCCAGGAGUGCUGCCUAGCCUCGGCCUCAGGCAGCUGCCUCCGGCUGGAUGGGAACCUCCACUUCAGCCAGGCAGCCCCAGGGGCCACCAAGAGCCCCCUGCACUGGUCGCUGUCUGGGACCAUGCUGCUGCUGCUCCUCCUGCUCCCCUAGCUGAGCCCGGCUGAAUCAUGGAGCGCCAGCAGGAAGAACCUGCAGGCCUUGCAGGCUCCCAGGCCCACCCCCAGCUCUGAUUCUUGUAGCUGUAUCUUUAGGGAAAGGGAUUUAUCAAGCCCACAUCUCUGGGUUCGAGGCUCCUGCCUUCUACCUCCCAGGGCCGAGGCCUGACCAUGGUGUCCUCUAAGGGGUCAAGGACUUAGCCCCAACCCCAAAGAGGGGCUGGCGUUUAUCUGGAAAAACCACCAUUGUUUUUUUCCGCCUGACCCCCAUCGAGGGGGAGGGCCCAAAAGUCCUGCAGAGGACAGAUUAUAAAAUGGGCCCAGCCCCAUUCAUUUUUCCCAGACCCUCCUCCCCAGCCUUUGAUGGUAAGAGUGGGCUAGAAUUGGGGUUCCCUUGCUUUCCUGCAGUGACACCCAACCCCUUUAUCUCUAAAGGUCUGUAUCAAUCCCCUUUCCCUUCAUCCCCGACAUGACUUUGAAACCAAAUUCAA
Messenger RNA from Rhinolophus ferrumequinum (greater horseshoe bat), 1437 nucleotides. RefSeq lists its product as uncharacterized. Lineage: Eukaryota; Metazoa; Chordata; Mammalia; Chiroptera; Rhinolophidae. The coding region runs from base 144 to 941 and encodes 265 amino acids. The record is from RefSeq and is a predicted model, not a curated record. The transcript is spliced from 8 exons.